Messenger RNA from Chlorocebus sabaeus (green monkey), 1392 nucleotides. RefSeq names its product gastrokine 1 (gene GKN1). Lineage: Eukaryota; Metazoa; Chordata; Mammalia; Primates; Cercopithecidae. The record is from RefSeq and is a predicted model, not a curated record.
GUCCAGGUGAGGGGAGCUGUGGGCACGGUCAGAGUUGAGAGGCAUUUCAGAGAUAAAAUGACAGUAACUAACUGGCUGUGAGGCUGAGAAAAAGGGCUGUACCAGAUACAUGGUGCUAUCAUUAAGUGAGCUCAACAUUGCAGAAAAGGGAUAGGUUUGGUGGGAGUUGCUCACAGAACAUGUUUAGCCUAAGCAAAACGAUAGCCAUGGGCUCAGAUAAAAGUUAAGAAGAGGAAACCAUUCCUACAUUCCUAUAGGAGCUGCUAUCUGGAAGGCCUAGUAUACCCACAGCUUUUCGACUGUGAUUUUGUUUGAUUUUAGGGACUAUUCUUUUUCUGAAUCUGAGCAAUGUUAACGUGUAAAAUACUCACACCCACAGCUUCAAUUGGGUGAGAAGUUAUCAUAAAUUAUAUUGAGUUUGUUGUGAUACCUUCAGCUUCAACAAGUGAUGAGUCAGGUCAACUCCACGUGAAAGUUCCUUGCUAAGCAUACAGAUAUUCUGAAAGGUUUCCUGGUACACUGGGUCAUGGCACAGAUAGGAGAAAUUGAGGAUGAUAAGUCUUUGACCCCACCUGGUAACACCUAGUUUGAGUCAACCUGGUUGAGUACAAAUAUGAGAAGUCUUCUCACUCAGGUCCAUGCUUGCCUGCUCCUCUGUCCACUGCUUUCGUGAAGACAAGAUGAAGUUCACAAUUGUCUUUGCUGGACUUCUUGGAGUCUUUCUAGCUCCUGCCCUUGCUGACUAUAAUAUCAAUGUCAGCGAUGACAACAACAAGGCUGGAAGUGGGCAGCAGUCAGUGAGUGUCAACAAUGAACACAACGUGGCUAAUGUUGACAAUAACAAUGGAUGGAACUCCUGGAAUUCCAUCUGGGAUUAUGGAACUGGCUUUGCUGCAACCAGACUCUUUGAAAAGAAGAUAUGCAUUGUGCACAAAAUGAACAAGGAGGUCUUGCCCUCCAUUCAAUCCCUUGAUGCGCUGGUCAAGGAAAAGAAGCUUCAGGGUAAGGGACCAGGAGGACCACCUCCCAAGGGCCUGAUGUACUCAGUCAACCCGAACAAAGUCGAUGACCUGAGCAAGUUAGGAAAAAACAUUGCAAACAUGUGUCAUGGGAUUCCAACAUACAUGGCUGAGGAGAUGCAAGGGGCAAGCCUGCUUUUUUACUCAGAAAAGUGCUUCACAACCAAUAUACUAUGGAUUGUGAACAUUUCCUUCUGUGGAGAAAAGGUGGCGUACUAAACAGCUUUUUAAAGCCACUAUGGAUUUAGUCAUCUGAAUAUGCUGUGCAGAAAAAAAUAUGGGCUCUAGUGGUUUUUACCUUGUCAUUCUGAAUUUUUUCUCUACUAGUUAUGUUUAGUUUCUUUAAGUUUCAAUAAAAUCAUUUAGCACUGAA